UCCAAUCUCAAAAUAAUUCAACAUCCAGACACAUCACUGAUUCAGCUGGACGGCUUUCAAAGUUCACCCUCAUUUGCACAACAGAAGAAUUGGAAAGACUUUUUGAACUUUCUGCAUCUAGUAUAUCUGAACCUUGCUUAAGAAAGAUGAACUGCAAAAUCUUUGUCGUCUCCAUUGUUGUGUUUGUAGCAUGUCUGGCCAUUGGGGAAGGAAAGAGCCUUGAGGGAGUAGAUCACAAAUGUCGCUGCAUUACAACGGAGAGUCGACGCAUGGGCAAACUCAUAGAGAAGAUUGAACUCUUUCCACCCAACUCCCACUGCAAAAACAUAGAGAUCAUUGCCACCCUGAAAGAAACUAACCAGGUGAUCUGUCUGGACCCAGCUGCCCCUUGGAUUAAGAAAAUAUUCAUCAAGGACAAAAAAUCACCAUGAAUGUGUCGACCAUCAGCGCACCAGGGUUGCUUUUUAAGUACAAGUGGUCUUGAAUGAGUAUACAGUUAUAAUUCAUGGUUUCUUCACCUGGAAAUGCAUCUCUGUGUUUAAAGUAUAUGCAAUAAAAUAUCACAAACAUCA
Molecule: messenger RNA, 572 nt
Organism: Paramisgurnus dabryanus
Lineage: Eukaryota; Metazoa; Chordata; Actinopteri; Cypriniformes; Cobitidae
Product: interleukin-8-like
Biological process (GO): defense response; immune response; chemotaxis
Cellular component (GO): extracellular region
Molecular function (GO): chemokine activity
Source: RefSeq, a predicted model, not a curated record